CUAACGCUGGUGCCGCGUUCGCCGUCGGUCUCGUCGUCACCGUGUUCCGUAGGGUGGCUGCUGCCUGGGACCAGGCGACCAGGCGACCAGGAAAAAUUAAUAUACACUGAAGACCAGGCGACGUAUGAUUCCUCUCAUUAACAGUAUAGUGUUCGAUUUCCAUGUUGCUCUAGAGAACUCUAGAAAAUACAGAUUUUAAGAUUUUAUUGGUUUAAAGGAAAAAAGUGAAGGAAUACCAUAUACCUAUGUAGUCGUCCUACUGUAACUACUCAUCCCAAGGAUCCAAGAAAAUUAGAAAUUGUGAUUUUUCUUUUGUUUGGUCACAGCUUCAAAGAAAAAAGUGGAGAAUUUUAUAUGCCCCCCUAGACCUUUGUUUUGAAAUUUCAUGCACGAAAAUGAGACAAAGUCUUUCAUGACAUAAUAGUAUCAUCAACAUACUUUAUCGGAUUUGCUGGAAAUUAGGCGUCCGGUUUUUAUUAUGUUUAAGUCAUCUCUUCAGCUAUUGAUUUGCCUCAUGAUUCGGGGUGAUAUGACAUUUGCAAGUUGGUUGCAACUAAGAUUUUUGUAGUUGCAAGAUUGCAACUGAGAUUUUCCUUGUUACAAGUUGGUUGCUACUGAGAUUUUACUAAUUGCAAGUGGAUUGUGACUGAGAAAAAAAUAUCCACACCAUUGAAUUCUCUUUAAGAUUCGUGUUGAACUAUGAGUUGCAACUAGGUUGUAACUAAGAAUUAGUGACGUCGUGUGACUGAGAUUUAGUUAAGUCUAAGUCACCUAAUUAAGAUCUAGACGUGCCCAUACUUUAUAUGUGAUUUGACUUUAAUUUGACGUGUGUUUGCAAGUUUUCAUCCUAUGAACCAAACACCUAGCCCCACCAUAAUUUUACCAUCAUUGAUACUUUGUUUUGCACAAGCAUUCCUAUAACAUGUCUCUAUUUUUUAAUUUCUAUAUUUAAAAAAUCAGCCAACUAAGGAGAUGCUUUUGUCAUUGUAUAGAAAAGAGAGGCUGAUGUGAGUUUGGCGUUUUAGUGCUCGCGCAGUAGCAAUUAUUUUCUUUGAAAAGAAAAUCAAAAACCACAUUUUGAGGUUUGAAAAUAUUAUGAACAAAUCGAGAUGUAGUCAAUGAUGUGUUGUACGUGUGCGCAAAAUAUGAACGCGAAAUACUUUGUAUUUUGCACGCUAAAGGAACACAUCAUUGGCUACAUCUAUAAUAUUUUUCCCGUUUGAUAGUUUAAAGAGGAUCGAAAAUUAAGUUAGUUCUAGAUCGACUUUAGAACCGCUAGAUUUGUAUCGCCCUAGAAAUUCCAAACGGGAGAGAGGAGACAGAGUGCUAAACCCAGGGCAGGUUAACUAUUUGCGCAAAGUGCAUUACCAUGAUGCGGAAGACCGCUCAUUUCCCCCUCCCCUGCUCUUGCUCAACUACACUUGCCUUGAGAAGCUCCCUUCUCUGACCGGACCGCCGACGGUCGCUCCGCCGGUUUAGUUGGCCGGAGUUGGUCUUGGUUUGGCAUCGGAGUAGCUUUGGCGAUCUUCGGCCGACAUGGUGCGCAUCUUCAACCUCCGUUUCGGAGGCUCUUCUCUGUUUCUGCUACUGGAGCUCGACCCUUCUUCGUCACCAAGUUGUGUGUCCCCGGUGGCUUAGAGGCGUCUAGUGGCGACUGAUCUUCGUUAGAAGGAGGUGCUUGAACACUCUGCUAUUGAUCCUCGGCGGCGACGCCUUGAGGAUGCCGCCGAGCUGUGGCAGAGACACCAUAGGACUUGAUUGCUUUCUUCUUUCUUUCUAGGGGUGUUUUGUGAAUAUUGAGGCCUUAUCUUCAAUACUAGGUUCUUUAGGGCGAGAUUUAUUUUGGGUCUCCUUGUAAUUUAUACGUGCGAGGUGCUUUUUGAAUGAAAGAUCCACCGGGGUCUUCUAGACCCCUCAUUUGUUUAAAAAAAUACCAUGAUGCUACCCUUUCUUCUUUCUUUGAUUUGUGUACUCCUACGUGCUAGGACGGCAUCUAAGGGCAUCUCCAACGGGACGACGCAAAGGGACGCUGAACGACCGUUUGCGUCCGCCGGGCCGAAAAAUGUGUCUAGUACCACCUACAGCGGGGCGACGCAUAGUGACCGGGCCGUCCGCGCGGAAAGUGUCCGCGUUCGUUGCAUCCGGGCCCGAUCGGCAGUGACUAGAUAAUGGUGGGCAGUCAGUAGUCACCACCAAACGUGCUGGUGUCGCUCCAAAAGCAACUACUGAUUCCAUCCCCUCUACCGGCCAAUCCCGAUGGAGACCACGCCGCAGUCGCACGCCGACGAAAAGCCGUUGGUGUUCCUGGCGCAGCCGCUCUUCCCGGAGUUCGCGGCCGCGCUCGCCGGCCGCUACCGGUUCGUCCUCGCCGCGGACGCCGACUCGGCGACUUCUGCAGAGGCGAGGGUGCUGCUCGUGCCGGGGCUCGCGCCGGUCACGGCCCAGCACCUGGCGAGGCUCCCUGCGCUGCAGCUCGUGGCGGGCACCUCCGUGGGAGUUGACCAUGUGGAUCUCGAUACUUGCCGAAGCCGCGGGCUCAGCGUGACCAACGCCGGGCCAGCGUUCGCCGUCGACUCGGCCGACUACGCCGUCGGUCUCGUCGUGGCCGUGCUCCGACGGGUGGCCGCCGCCGACGCGUACGUCAGGAGGGGCAGGUGGGCGGCCGACGGCGACUACCCUCUCGCCACCAAGGUGAGCGGCAAGCGGGUGGGGAUCGUGGGGCUGGGCAACAUCGGCUCCCGGGUAGCGCGUCGCCUAGCCGCCUUCGGCUGCGCCGUCUCCUACCAUUCGAGGUCGCCCAAGCCUUCAUCGCCGUACACGUUUGUCCCGACUCUGCUCGACCUCGCCGUCGGCAGUGAUGUGUUGGUGCUCUCCUGUGCGCUGACGGACGAGAGGAAAUACAUGGUGAACCGGGAGGUGAUGGAGGCACUGGGUAAGGACGGCGUGCUGAUUAACGUCGGGCGGGGUGGCCUGGUAGACGAGCCGGAGCUGGUGAGUUGCCUGCGGGACGGCGCCCUCGGAGGCGCUGGGCUAGACGUGUACGCGAACGAACCGGCCGUGCCGCCGGAGCUCUUCGGCAUGGACAACGUCGUGUUGUCCGACCACCGGGCCGUGAUCACGCCGGAGUCCAUGCGCGGCGUGCUCGAGGUCAUCACCGCCAACCUCGACACCUUCUUCUCAGGGAGGCCGCUCGUAAUCUACCGAUCUACGGCUAUGCUCCGUUUAUGAUCGUCACUUCAGUGAUUGGAGGACCGCGACUUCUUUAUGGAGGUGUCUACAAGAUUGGAGAAUUCGGACAAGGAGUUUAUUAUCCAACAUGGGUGGCUGCAUAGUCUGAGGAUUGCGGCUCCUUCACCAUGAUUUCCUCGUCUUUGUAUGAGAGCUUUACUUACAGUUGAACCUUUUAUGUUUGGUUGUACCCGCGAACGGCUGUGUGCAUCCUAACUAUGCAGAGGCCGGAUGUAUUACGUCAAACUCUGAAGUAAUAAAGCACCCUUUUUUCGAAUCU
Molecule: messenger RNA, 3508 nt
Organism: Lolium rigidum
Lineage: Eukaryota; Viridiplantae; Streptophyta; Magnoliopsida; Poales; Poaceae
Product: glyoxylate/hydroxypyruvate reductase HPR3-like
Exons: 4
Coding region: 2257-3228 (323 amino acids)
Cellular component (GO): cytosol
Molecular function (GO): glyoxylate reductase (NADPH) activity; hydroxypyruvate reductase [NAD(P)H] activity; NAD binding
Source: RefSeq, a predicted model, not a curated record